Messenger RNA from Notolabrus celidotus (New Zealand spotty), 2400 nucleotides. It is a transcript of the gene anxa11a, whose product is annotated as annexin A11a. Bases 170 to 1750 code for a protein of 526 amino acids. The transcript is spliced from 15 exons. The record is from RefSeq and is a predicted model, not a curated record. Gene Ontology annotation, cellular component: cytoplasm. Gene Ontology annotation, biological process: phagocytosis; cytokinetic process. Gene Ontology annotation, molecular function: calcium-dependent phospholipid binding; calcium ion binding. NCBI's taxonomy places the organism in Eukaryota, Metazoa, Chordata, Actinopteri, Labriformes, Labridae.
UCACAUGGUCAGAGGACGGCUGUGCUGUAUGUCAGUGACGGGCAGAUGGGUGGGUUCCUUAAAUGGAAAGUAUGAGUCCCACCCACACCAACAGUUAAACACAGUCAAUACUGAGACUACUGGGCACAGAAAUACUUCUUCCAGGAAGAGACUGCGAGCAGACUAAAGCAUGAGCUACCCUGGAUACCCCCCUCAGGCAGGUGGAUACCCACCUCAGCCUGGAGCUUACCCUCCUCAAGCAGGCGGCUACCCACCACAGGCUGGUGGCUACCCUCCCCAGGCUGGUGGCUACCCUCCCCAGGCUGGUGGCUAUCCUCCACAGGCUGGUGGCUACCCUCCCCAGGCUGGUGGCUACCCUCCCCAGGCUGGUGGCUACCCUCCCCAGGCUGGAGGCUACCCACCACAGGCCGGAGGCUAUCCUCCACAGGCUGGAGGCUACCCACCACAGGCUGGGGGCUACCCACAGGCUCCACCAGCAGGCAGCUGGGGAGGGGGUCCUGCUGGUGGGUAUCCCUCCAUUGGUCUUAACAGUUUAUCCCAACCUGGAUACAAUGCUGGCAUGCCAGGAGGGGGCAUGCCCCAACCCCAAGGCCCAGGGAUGGGCUACCCAGGUCAGCCUGGCCAGCCAAUGCCAGGAUACCCACAGGCACCAUCACCCAAUCCACCCAUGCCUGGAUAUGGAGGAGCACCAGCACAAGCACCAAUGUAUCCAAAGGUCCCUUCACCAAAUCCGUCCAUGCCAGGUUACGGAGGAGGAGGAGGAGGAUCCAUGCCAAUAGCUCCAGCUAUUAAUAGAGGAUUCAGGGGAACCAUCAGAGACUUUCCUGGAGCUGAUCCACUCAAAGACGUUGAUGUCCUGAGGAAGGCCAUGAAGGGUUUUGGAACUGAUGAGCAAGCCAUCAUUGACAUACUGGGGAGUCGCUCCAACAAGCAGCGUGUGCCUAUGCUCCGCGCCUACAAAACCUCCUAUGGGAAGGAUCUGAUAAAGGACCUGCAUUCAGAGCUGUCUGGAGACUUCAGGAAGCUUGUCAUGGCCACAUUGAAGAGCCCGGCUGAGUUUGAUGCCUAUGAGCUCAACAGUGCCAUAAAGGGAGCUGGAACUGAUGAAGCCUGCCUGAUAGAGAUCCUCUCCUCCCGCUCCAAUGCUGAAAUCAAGGAGAUAAACCGCAUUUACAAACAAGAAUACAAGAAGACACUGGAGGAUGCCAUUACUGGAGAUACCUCAGGCCACUUCCGCAGACUCCUGGUCUCCCUCGCCCAGGGUAACCGUGACGAACGAGAACAUGUUGAUGUCUCUGUGGCAAAACAAGACGCUCAGGCCCUGUAUUCUGCUGGAGAGAAUAAGCUGGGAACAGAUGAAUCCAAAUUCAAUGCAAUUUUGUGUGCCAGGAGCAAAUCCCACCUCAGAGCCGUGUUCCUUGAGUACCAGCACAUGUGUGGCAGAGAUAUUGAGAAGAGCAUCAACAGGGAGAUGUCUGGAGACCUUGAGAGUGGCAUGUUGGCAGUCGUGAAGUGUAUUAAGAACACGUCCGCCUACUUUGCUGAGCGGCUUUACAAGGCCAUGAAGGGAGCUGGAACCAAAGACAAAACCCUGAUCCGGAUCAUGGUUACCCGCUCUGAGGUUGACAUGCUGGAUAUUCGCCAGGAAUAUAUUAAAAACUACGGCAAGUCGCUGUACACACACAUCUCUGGAGACACAUCAGGAGACUACAAGAAGCUCCUACUGAAGUUCUGCGGCGGCAGUGACUGAAAAGGGAAUCUUAUCUACUACAUUAUGGAAAUGUUUUUUAUAUAUCAAUUUCUUGCUUAUCUAUAUGCACUAUACACAAAUUGCAAACCUGCAUGCCAUGCCAGUUCUAUCAAUGUAAUGUCAAAGUUUACCCUUUUUUAAGAACCUCAAUAUUGCUACAUAUUGUUUCUUUUCUGAACACAUAUGCACUAAAGUUUUAUAUUUUCACUUUUUACUUCUGUUAUGAAUAUUUGUGUUGAAUAUUUGCAGCCAGGCCAUACAAUCAGUAUACUGCAGGUGAAUUUAAAUUGCAAGAGCUAUAUAUUUUUUAGAUACUUCAUUUUAAACCGUGCCAAUAUAAUCAGAUAUCUCAUGAUAUCUGGCACUUUACCAGCUACUUUCUGAUGUCCAGCUGAGCUGAAAAGAGUCUGAGACAUAGAAUACAAAGCAGCUAAGUACCAAAGUUGUCUGUCUAUUUUUGCAAAUGUAUAAUCUCCUCUAUAUUUUAUCUACUCUGUUUUUGAAAACAAAAAGUUCUGUAAGUGCAUCAGUUGCUUUAUGUUGUUUGAAUAGCAUUGUAGCCUGUAAACUCUCAAGUUUCACAUUUCAUCAUUUGUUUGUGAUUUUACCCUGAUGAGUCUCAGAAAAUAAAAGUUAAGAAUGCACAUAUA